CGUUGCCCGGGUGAUGUCGCGGGAACUGACUGAAGUAGAGACACUUUUACAUCGUUUAAUCUGAUGGAACCUUCGAUAACUGCCUUUUAACGUCAGUUUCCAGCAGCUGAUGGAGGAAACACCGUCAGCAUGUCUCACCGACUGACCAAAGAAGAGCUGGAUGCUCAGUUCGAACAGUUCCUGAAAGAGUCUGUCUCAGACGACUCGUUGGAUUUUGGUGGUCCUGACAAGCAGCUCGUCUCUGCGUCCAGCCAGAAAUCAGCUCCGAAAGCAGCGGCGUCGUGGUGGCAAGAUGAGCAGCACAGCAGCGGAGAAGCAGAGAGAGAGGCGACCAAACGCAGGUUUCUCAAAGCCAAAAAGACUCAGCCGGAAGAAAACCAGGACGUGAAUGUGGAGACGUUAGAUAAACCCGUCCCCAGACCGGGCUGCGUGGCCCCGGACGAGCCGGUCCAGUCUCCCUCAGACUGGAAGUCUAAGAGCCGGAGAGCCUCGUCCGAAGAGUCGGACAGAGGGAGCGUCCCCUCUCAGGACGGGGACGGGGACGGGAGCCCCGGGCAGACCAGUGGACGUCCUCCAGCCGGCUCUGGCAGCGGUCCUGAUGGACUGGGAAAGACCUUCAGGAAGUCUCUGAGGAAGACUCCGCCGAUCCGAGAGGAGGAAGAAGAUCCAGGAGAAUCCAGCCUGGAGGCAGCGUUCCUCACCAGAGAAACCGACGACUCGGCGGCGGCUCUGAAGAGGGGCAGCGUGGGUCCAGACACUCUGGAGGAGGAGGAGGAGAAGGCCCGGUUCUUCUCCCAGCUGGAGGCCGGAGCCUCGUCCACCAUAGAUUACUCCAGACUGAACAGAGGCCUGGACUCCACCGGCUCCACCGGCAACCUCAGGAAGGCAGAGGAAGCAGAGCAGCGGAGCGGGGAGGCUGCAGCUCCGGACAGCAGCAGACCGUCUUCAGGCUCGCCUCACUACAGCGAGGACUUUGAAGACGAGGAGACAGUGAAAGAGCCAGAGGACCAGAAGCUCAAAACGUUUCCUAAUCUUGCCAGAGUUUCUCUUCAUGACUCUCUGGAGAGUCCGGGUGCAGAGGACAGACGGAAGGACACGGCAGCGUCUGUGGACAAAGCUCCGUCCUACGUGCAGAGCGGCGGCUCGGAGAUGGAGGCGCUUCAGGAGGCGUACCGGCAGCUCCACCGGGCGGAGGCCUCAGAGGAGAGGGACUCCGCCCGCCGGGCGGACGCCUCAGAGGAGAGGGACUCCGCCCACCGGGCGGACGCUUCAGAGGAGAGGGACUCCGCCCGCCGGGCGCCGUCUUCUCCGUCCUCUCCUCGACACACCCAGCAGGCUCUUCAGCCGGCUUCCACCAGCGAGUCGGAGUUUCCCACCGCGGAGGAGCUGAUGAAGCGCGUCAGACUGGAGGACGAGCCGAGCCGGGGCUUCAGUGUGCGGCCGCCCAGCUCUGUGGGGCUCGACCAGGACCAGGACCAGGACCAGGACCAGGACCAGACUCCUCUUCCACUGAGAGAGACUUUCUCAGGCGGAGCUCUGUCCCAGUCCGGACUGGCGAAGCCACCGGGACAGGCCGGCCUCGCUGCGAGGCUCCUGGACACCGGGGGAGCCCCGGGACCCGGAUCCCGGUCUCCGGAGCCUCUGAGCCGGGACCUGACGUGGAGCAUCCGGCAGGAGGUGGAGCGGCUGAUGCAGGACCAGACCGGCUCUCCUGAGGCGGCGGCUCCCGGCGGCAGAGCGAAGAGGCAGCCGGCGUCCACGGUUUCCCGCCCCAGCUCCUCUUCGGCGAGGAAACCCGGCGUAAGAGGACGGCCGGAGGACUGGAGACCAGCAGCUCCGGCACAGAAAACCCAGAAAACCCAGAAAACCCAGGCCUGUGUUUCCCCACGAGUCCAGCAGCGGCCGCAAAGAACCAGAGCCUCACCCGGCAGAGAAACCCAGCAGGCUGCAGAUGUGGAUCUGAGGGCGAGCAGCGAGCUGGUGGCGUCCGUCCAGUCCUUAGUGAGCGUCCUGCAGCAGCAGAUUGAGGCCGUGCAGCCGGCCGGUCCUCCAGCGAGCAGCAGGGACGUGGCGGAGGAGCUGAGAGUCCAGCUGGCUCUGAAGGAGGAGGAGCUGCAGAGCAGCAGAGCAGCAGAGCAGGAGCUCCAGUCGCUCAGACAGCAGAACUUCCUGCUGCAGAGUCAACUCCGCGGUGCAGAGGAGGCCCGUCAGAAGCAGAGGCUGCAGGCUGCAGAUCCGGCUGCAGAGCAGCGGCUGCAGCAGCUGGACGGAGAGCUGAGACAGCAGGAGGCGCUCAUCAGAGGAUACCAGCAGGAGAACGAGAAGCUGUACCUGCAGAUGAAGGCUCAGCAGCAGAGGAGCAGGGCCACCGAGGACGCCAUGUUCAGGGAGAACCAGCGGCUGCUCGGCGAGCUGGCCUCGGCCAGGGAGCAGCUGAAGAGGAGCUGGAGGCCUCCGGGGAGUGUGUGUCUCCUGGACCACACUCAGCGCAUCGCCGAGCUGCUGGAUCAGAUCCAGACCCUGCAGACCAACGAGGCCAAGCUGUCCCGGGACCUCCACAGCCUGCAGGUGGAGAAGCGAGCUCUGGAGGUGGAGCUGCAGCUGGUGAAGAGGGAGAGGGAGCUGGCUCAGGUCCAGACCGCCUCAGGUGACCGCGGUCUGGAGGCGAGGCACCAGGAAGAGGUGGAGGCCCUGAAGAAGAAGCUGCAGUGGUUCACCGAGAACCAGGAGCUGCUGGACCGGGACGCCGGCAGGCUGAAGGCCGCCACCGCCGAGGUCCUGCAGCUCCGGGAGCAGGUGGAGAAGCUGAAGGAGGAGGUGGGGAGGAGCAGCGAGCAGCAGAGGCGGAGCCGAGUGAAAGGCGUGGACAGCAGGAGGCUGCAGGAGCUGCAGAAACAGGUGAAGGAGCUGGAGCUCAUCCUCCGCAGCAGGAACCCCAGCUCGCUGCCCGCCCUCAUCUACGCCGCGGCGUCCGCCGGCCGGGAGGAGGCGGGGGUCACGGCGCUGCUGGAGCGCCGGGUUCAGCGCCUGGAGGCGGAGCUGGAGAGCCACGACGAGGAGGCCAAGCGCAGCCUGCGCAGCAUGGAGCAGCAGUUCGACAGGAUCAAGCUGCGGUACGAGCAGGAGAUCUGCGAGCUGGAGCAGAAGCUGCAGCAGCAGCAGGAGGGAGCAGCAGCAGCAGCCGGGUCCGGGUCCGGGUCCGGGUCCGGGUCCGGGUCCGGGUCCUGGGCUUCAAAGCUUCAAGCUGCUGAAGAAAAGCUGCAGCUGCAAAAACAGAAGCAUGAGGAGAAAGAGCGGCGUCUCCGGGAGCAGCUGGAGUCGCUCCAGCAGCAGCUGAAGCUCAGGGUGGGUGUCGAGGACGGAGGAGCCCCGGCAGCCCGCCGGUCUUCUUCAAACCCCCCCUCCGCUCCGCCCUGCUCUCUGCAGCCUCCGCCCAGCCCCAGCAGACACCAGCGCCACGCCCAGCAGGCCUUCGCCGCCCGCCUGGAGCGCCUCAACCAGCAGCUGGGCGUCAAGACGCGCUGCGUCCAGGAGCUGCAGCGCACCGUGGAGCGGCUGCAGAGGGAGCGCCGCAGCAUGCUGUCCGGGCCCCGGAGGGAGCCCGGCCCCCCCGCCGCACCCUGCGCCCCCGCGCCACCGCAGGACGCCUUCCCCUCCGCCGAGUACCUCAAGGCCUACCAGCCCACGGUCUUCACAGGCAGCCACGUCUCGGAGGUGCUGCAGGAGAAGGAGGCGCUGCAGCAGCAGCUGGAGCAGGAGCAAGAGGCCCGCCGGGCCGAAGCCCAGCGAGCCCAGGACGAGCUGAGCAGGAUGAAGGAGCAGAUGUCCUCCAUGAGGGCGGAGCACCAGAGGGCCCUGGACCACCUGCGGACCGCCCACGCCGUGCAGCACUCGUCCUCCAGGCUGGCAGAGCUCUCCAACCAGCUGAGCGCUCAGGAGAUCGCCAUGGCUCACCUGCAGGAGCAGCUGACGGAGCUGCGGGGCGUCCGAGAGGCCCUGGCGGUGUCCCGGACCCGGGAGGAGGCCCUGCAGCAGCAGGUCGGCCGGCUGAUGCAGCAGCUGAAGGACGCGGCGGACGCCCAGAGCCCCGAGGGCCGCCUGCUGUGCGGCCUGGAGAGGAAGAUCGUCUGCAUGGAGCUCCGACACCGGCAGCGGGAGAAGGAGCUGCAGCAGGUGAUCGGGGGCUCCAGGCAGACGGCGGCUGGCCACCAGUCGGAGGCGGAGCGCUGGCAGCAUGUGGCUGAGCAGAAGAGCAGAGAGAUCGAAGCUUUCCGGCUGGAGCUGGACUCCAUCCUGGACAUCCUGAGACACCUGCAGAGACAGGGGGGCGUCGGCCACGGUCCUCAGUCCGUCCCCCAGAGGAGCUGAUCCCACCUCUUUAUGUUUGAUGAUCAGACUGUAAUGAACUGAAGACUCUCAGGGACUUCCUACAUAUUUAUUGAAGGAGAGGAAAUAAACUCACCAGCAGCUUUGAAAACACUCCAUUCCAGAGAUCCGAAGAGCUCAUGUCAGGAUCAGAAAUGGUUUUCAGUGUAAAGUGAAAGUACGUUUUUGUAAAGUUUUGGGAGAAUUAAAUAAAUGAAACUGUUCCUCAGUUUGUGGGAAAAG
Salarias fasciatus (jewelled blenny) is the source of this 4608-nucleotide messenger RNA. RefSeq names its product centrosomal protein 162 (gene cep162). Lineage: Eukaryota; Metazoa; Chordata; Actinopteri; Blenniiformes; Blenniidae. The record is from RefSeq and is a predicted model, not a curated record. Gene Ontology annotation, cellular component: centriolar satellite; nucleoplasm; axonemal microtubule. Gene Ontology annotation, biological process: cilium assembly. The coding region runs from base 130 to 4368 and encodes 1412 amino acids. The transcript has 30 exons.